Messenger RNA from Peromyscus leucopus (white-footed mouse), 963 nucleotides. Its product is annotated as taste receptor type 2 member 106-like. The record is from RefSeq and is a predicted model, not a curated record. Gene Ontology annotation, biological process: sensory perception of taste; G protein-coupled receptor signaling pathway; detection of chemical stimulus involved in sensory perception of bitter taste. Bases 1 to 963 code for a protein of 320 amino acids. The transcript has a single exon. Gene Ontology annotation, molecular function: G protein-coupled receptor activity. Gene Ontology annotation, cellular component: membrane. NCBI's taxonomy places the organism in Eukaryota, Metazoa, Chordata, Mammalia, Rodentia, Cricetidae.
AUGCUGACUGUAGUGGAAGGCAUCCUCCUUUGUUUUGCAACAAGUGAGUCAGUGCUGGGAGUUCUAGGGAAUGGGUUUAUCCUGCGUGAGACCUGCGUUGACUAUGUCAGGCAGAAGAAGUGCUCCAAGAUUGGCUUUAUUCUCGCUGGCUUGGCUAUCUCAAGAAUCUGUGUCAUAGGUGUAAUCAUCUCUGAUGGAUAUUUAAAAUUACUUUCUCCGCAUAUGGUUGCCUCUGAUGCCCACUUUACAGGUGUUUCUUAUCUGUGGGUAAUUGUCAAUCACAUGAGUACAUGGUUUGCCACCAGCCUCAACCUCUUCUAUCUGCUGAAGAUAGCAAAUUUUUCUCACUACAUCUUCCUCUGCUUGAAGAGAAGAAUCAACACAAUGUUUACCCUUCUUCUGGGAUGCUUGUUUAUAUCAUGGUCAAUUUGUUUUCCACAAAUAAUGAAGAUGUUUAAUGAUAAAUUGCAACACAGAAAUGCAUCCUGGAAAUCACACAUCGUUAAAAGUGAGUUCAUUAUAAACCAUAUUUUUCUCAACCUUGGAAUCUUUUUCUUCUUUAUGAUGGCAAUCGUUAUAUGCUUCCUGUUAAUUAUUUCACUUUGGAGACACAACAGGCAGAUGAAGUUGAAUGUCACGGGACUCAAUAACCUUAACACAGGAGUUCAUGUGAAAGCCAUCAAAGUUUUAAUUUCUUUUAUUAUCCUGUUUCUCUUGCAUUUCAUAGGUAUUUUCAUAGAAAUAUUGAGCUUUCUCAGAUCACAAAAUAAAUUGAUGCUUAUUUUGGGUUUGACAAUUGCAUGCAUGUAUCCUUGCUGUCACUCAUUUAUCCUAAUUCUAGCAAAUAGUCAGCUGAAGCAAGCUUCUCUGAGGGCACUGAAGCAAUUAAAGUGCUAUGAGAAAGGCAAGGAUGUCAGAUCAACAGGGCAGACUUGCAGAGAAAUGAAUGGUCACAGAGAAUAG